AUGAUCCACAUCAAAGUCCUGCUUGUCCUCACAGCCUUGGCCUUCAUCUGCCAUGCACAACGAAACCAGGCCGGACAGCAGUGUUUAUGCGGCAACUUUAGAAACAGGGUAGAUGCGCGGAGUAACAUAUCAGACAUACAGAUCUACCCCAUCACAGACUUCUGCAGCCAAAUUGAGAUUAUUAUCACAAAUAAACAAGGCGGCAGGUAUUGCUUGAACCCCCAGAAUAAGGCCCUGAUCAGGGUCCUGACUAAAUUACUCCCAAAAAAGAAUGCGCGGGAUUACGCGCUUCCGUGCGUCCGUCUGUUUCCAGGGUGCACGUCCAAAAGUCAUGGAUGUACAAACAGACCGUAUUUGCUUUUUGAGUCGGUCAUUUCGGCAUUACUGGGACCACUGGGACAGCUGCAGCUCAACCACCGGAUCUCUACUAUAGGUUUGGAUUUUCAAAGUCAAGAACAGUGGUCCUAA
Molecule: messenger RNA, 468 nt
Organism: Knipowitschia caucasica
Lineage: Eukaryota; Metazoa; Chordata; Actinopteri; Gobiiformes; Gobiidae
Source: the annotation of a GenBank genome assembly